Messenger RNA from Prosopis cineraria, 3691 nucleotides. Its product is annotated as mitogen-activated protein kinase kinase kinase YODA. Bases 558 to 3233 code for a protein of 891 amino acids. The transcript has 12 exons. NCBI's taxonomy places the organism in Eukaryota, Viridiplantae, Streptophyta, Magnoliopsida, Fabales, Fabaceae. Gene Ontology annotation, biological process: protein phosphorylation. The record is from RefSeq and is a predicted model, not a curated record. Gene Ontology annotation, molecular function: protein kinase activity; ATP binding.
AGUUUUCGGUCCCAUUCUUUUUCCGACUUUUCGGCUCCUCGUCGCCGUGUCUCCGGGGAAUGGACACACUUCGAAAUUCCGCAUCUUUAGCAAACGCGGACGUUUUGGAGCUCAAAAUAUACCUCAGCAAGUAAGUGUGGGGUUGCAGUUUCCUGCUUUUCUUCUUCGGUAUUUGCAGUGAACUUAACACUGUCAAUUUAUCAAACGCAUUACUAUCCCACACAUUACUGUUCUGAUGGUAGCAUGCUGUCGUCGGUCUCUGAACUUGUCAAGCUCGGGUUCUUAUGGUGACACUUCCACAGCUCUAUUCUGGUCUAUACUGUAGAGUCAGUUGACGCUGUAUAAUGGAAAAUUAGAUGAUGCUGUUGAGUGGAUUCUCUGCAUUAGAAAUUUUUUUAAAAUAGUUCUGGCCCUUUGUUGUCCAUGUGGUAGUUGGUUAAUGCCAAAUGUGAACUUACACUCAGAAAACAGAAUUUGCUCAAAUUUCCUGUACGUUUUAUUUUCUCUUAUCCUCCCUCCCUCUCACUUUGUGUUUUUGGCAAGAUUUUCUCAUAGACAUGCCAUCAUGGUGGGGAAAGUCUUCCUCCAAAGAGGGGAAGAAGAAAGAAAAUAAGGAAAGUAUUAUUUAUACAAUACAGCGCAAGUUAAAAAGCACUUCGGAAGACAAGUGCAACAGUGGAUUGGGAGGAUCUAGGAGACAUACUGUCUCAAAUAAGAGAUCUCAAUCUCCUGUGUUUUCAGGAUCAGCAUCUCCCUCGACACAUGUAUCCCGAUGUCAAAGUUUUGCAGAAAGGCCUCAUGCCCAAGCACUCCCAUUACCUGGGCCGAAACCUUCUACCAUCUGUCGUACAAACUCUGCAAUUAGUGUAGCAUCAAAAUCAGAAAAUGCUAGAGAUUCUAAGCCAUCUCAGCAUUUUUCCCUACCGAAACCUGGAUGUGCUUCUAACCAGAGAGAACCUACUAACGCUGAGGAAGAUAUUGCCACUGCAUCCAUUUCCAGUGACACCUCUAAUGACAGUGACUGCCCAUCCAAUUCACGUCACCUUAGUUCUCUGGCAUUUGCCUGUGCAAAUUUAAGAAGAAUCACUGUUAACAGUUCCUUCUGCAUGGUGCACGAGGAUCAAUCAUCUGUGACUCUCCCAAAGAACACAAGAGCCUUAUCAGAACCAGUUUCCCAACUGUGCAAUAAUCAGUCUUUGUCUACCUCACCUAAAGGGGGGGCUUUGCAUCUGAAGAAUCUGCAAAUGGUUCACCCAGCUGGUUUAUGCAGUGCUCCUGAUAGUUCAUUGUCAAGUCCUUGUAGAAGUCCAAUGAGAGCACUUGGUCCUGAGCAAGAUUUAAAUGCUGUAUUCUGGACAGGAAAGCCUUAUUCCAAUGUUACUUCUGGACACUGUUCAAGUUCCGGCUCAGGUCAUAAUUCUGGGCAUAACUCUGUUGUUGAUCUGUUGGGACAGAUAUGUGGUCCACAGAGCAGGGGCAGCGCUGAGUUCUCUCCAAUACCUAGUCCCAGAAUGACAAGCCCUGGUCCCAGCUCAAGGAUACACAGUGGUACUGUCACCCCUCUGCAUCCACGAGCAAGAAGCACUGCAUCGGAGUCACCUAAAAUACAUCCUGACGAUGGGAAACAACAAAGUCAUCGGUUACCUCUUCCUCCAAUAGCAAUCAAUAAUUCUUGCCCUUUUUCUCCAGCCUAUUCUGCAGCCACAACUCCUUCUGCGCCACGUAGUCCUAGCAGAGCUGAAAAUCUAACGAGCCCUGGUUCACGCUGGAAAAAGGGGCAGCUGCUUGGAAGGGGAACAUUUGGCCAUGUAUAUCUUGGCUUUAACAGUGAAAGUGGUGAGAUGUGUGCAAUGAAGGAGGUAAUACUCCUUUCAGAUGACGCAAAAUCAAGGGAAUGCGCACAGCAACUAUGUCAAGAAAUUACACUGCUAAGUUGCUUGUGGCAUCCAAAUAUAGUUCAAUAUUAUGGAUCUGAGACGGUAGACGACAAACUUUAUAUAUACUUGGAGUAUGUCUCUGGUGGGUCUAUCUAUAAACUUCUUCAAGAAUAUGGCAAGUUUGGUGAAAAUGCUAUUCGUAAUUUUACUCGGCAAAUUCUGUCAGGUCUUGCAUAUUUACAUGCUAAGAACACGGUCCAUAGGGACAUAAAAGGAGCAAAUAUAUUGGUGGAUCCCAAUGGACGGGUAAAAUUGGCAGAUUUUGGAAUGGCAAAACAUAUGAAUGGGCAAUCUUGUCCAUUAUCUUUCAAAGGAAGUCCUUACUGGAUGGCACCUGAGGUUAUAAAAAAUUCAAAUGGCUGUAAUCUCGCUGUUGAUAUAUGGAGCCUUGGCUGCACUGUUUUGGAGAUGGCUACUACAAAGCCACCUUGGAGCCAGUAUGAAGGGAUUGCUGCCAUGUUUAAGAUUGGGAACAGCAAGGAACUUCCUACAAUUCCAAAUCAUUUAUCAGAAGAUGGAAAAGAAUUUGUCAGGCUCUGUUUGCAGAGGAACCCACUAAAUCGACCGUCAGCUGCUCAACUUCUGGAGCAUCCAUUUAUUAAAAAUUCUACGAUGGAGAGACCCAGUCCGGCUGCUGAUCAUUCAGAGCUAUCUGCUUUUACAAAUGCAGUGAGAUCUCUGGCCAUUGGAACUGCAAAACAAGAGUCAUGCAUAGACUCAGAAGGGGCUGGUAUCUAUCCAUCUAGAAGCUUGAAACUUGGUUCAAAUUUGAGUAAUACCCAUGGAUCAAGGAACAUAUCAUGCCCUGUUUCUCCCAUUGGAAGCCCACAUUUGCCAUCGAGAUUGUUGCACGCCAGCGGAAGGACAUCUCCCUCCCCAAUAUCAAGUCCUCAUACUGCAUCUGGUUCAUCCACCCCAGUGACAGGCGGUAGUGGUGCGAUCCCAUUCCACCAAGCAAAGCAGCCAACUUUUGCACAUGAAGGUGUUGAUAAGAUCCAGAGGUCUCAAAUCAGUUAUAAGUACGACGCAAAGCAUGACCCGUCUUGGGGGAUUCCACAAACUACUCACGCCUCCCAGCAUACAAUGUCAUUCGAUACUGGUGCUUUGGCAAACCAGAUCUGGAGGCCUGUUCAGCAAGACCCAAGAGAGUUUUAUAGCGGUGAUAAGUCAUGCUUGGCUGAUUGCGUUUCACAGCAGCUGUUAAGAGAUCAUACCAGGCUUAACUCAUCCAUAAAUCCCAAGCCCAGCACCCUAAUGCAUGGCUUCAUAAGUGGUCCGUGGCCUGUAUCUCAAUGAUAAUCUGGAUAUGGCCUGAGCUAAUACUAGGAUGCUCUUCUUGUGGUCAGAGAUUUUAUAGUCAAAUUUUCAUUUUUGCUUAGCAUUUUGGUUAUCGUGAUCUGCCUUGGCACAUGGUCGUGAGUCGCCUUCAAAGUGUUCCUCGGAUUCACGAGCCGUUCUCCAGUGCUGUGAAGUUCUCAAUUUUACCGAGGAUCUGUCUUUGGAGAUGCCAGCAUGCCGCAGUCGGCUUUAGUCCUGCGAGGGGGUACCCAAAAAAAAAAAAAAAAGAUCUUUAUAAAGGAAUGUAAAGCUGGUGCUGUCACUGUCUGAAUUGUAUUUAUUAUGCUUGGUGAAAACGCAAAUGGUGUUGGCACCGAAAGAAUUAAAAUGAAAAACAGAGAGUAAAAGAAGAAUUGGACAGUAUUCUGUACAGAUGCUUUGGUAUCCAAAUACAAUCGUAGAAUUAACCUCGGGUU